Molecule: messenger RNA, 855 nt
Organism: Penaeus monodon (black tiger shrimp)
Lineage: Eukaryota; Metazoa; Arthropoda; Malacostraca; Decapoda; Penaeidae
Product: neuropeptide CCHamide-1 receptor-like
Exons: 3
Coding region: 1-855 (284 amino acids)
Biological process (GO): G protein-coupled receptor signaling pathway
Cellular component (GO): membrane
Molecular function (GO): G protein-coupled receptor activity
Source: RefSeq, a predicted model, not a curated record
AUGGUCCUCCUGACGUUUCGGGGAGAGACGGUGUGCCGCGCCUCGGAGUUCGUCAAGACCUGGUCGGGCAUCACCGUGUUCACGCUGACGGCCCUCAGCGCCGACCGCUACAUGGCCAUCGUGCGCCCCGUCAGCCACCACGUGUCCGACACUGCCGACCGCGUCACGGUCAUCGUCGCCGUCGGCAUCUGGGUGUUCUCGGCCAUCCUGGCGCUCCCCGCGGCCCUCUUCUCUCACGUGCCCGACAAGUUCACGCCAACGGGGGAGAAGUACCACAUCUGCACCCCCUUCCCGCCGUACCUGGGCGACCUGUACCCGAAGAUCCACACACUCGUCAAGUUUAUCGUGUACUACGUGCUCCCGCUGGUGCUCAUCGCCACCUUCUACGUGCUCAUGGCCCGCCACCUGUUGGUGUCGGCGCAGCACCUACCCGGCGAAGCGGCAGGCCAGCAGCGCCAGGUGCAGGCCCGCAGGAAGGUGGCCAAGAUGAACUCCAGCAUGAACUACAACAUCUACUGGCACUCCUUCCGCAUCGUCGGCUUCUGUCUGUCCUUCAUUAACUCCUGCAUCAACCCCAUCGCCCUGUACUUCGUCAGCGGCACCUUCCGCAAAUACUUCAACCGCCACGUCUUCUGCUGGUGCACCCGGCGGAGGCGCGGGCGCAGGAGGGACUGGGACCCCACCGACUCCACGGCCACACGCCUCUCGACGGCCCCUCGGACCGAGCACGUGCACCUGAGGAUGGUCGGGGGCGCGGACAACGGCACCCACGACGCGCCCCACCGCCUCACCCUCACCAGCACCACCAGCCUCCUCUCCUCGCGGAACUACACCAACCCCGGCUCCGUGGUGUGA